AUGUCCCGGAGAAGGGGCAUCUUCAUAGAGAAAAUCAGAAAGGAAAGGACAUCUCCAAAACGCCGCGAAGGAAGGUACAUCAUCGUGGAAAAAAUUACACACACUAGGAAACAUCUUCACAAUGCAGCAACAGCAGGAAACAGCAAUAUAGAGGGGAUGACACAAAACAAUAUAUUCAGGCCGCCGCUGCGGAAUAGCAUCAUAAGGAGUGCCGCGGAAAGAAAUAUCUUCAUAAAAAGGAAACCUCGCGGAAGAAUAUCUUCCGGGUUACAUGAUAGAAGGAGGAGGCAUCUUUAUAAAAGAGCCAAAGGGAAAAAUAUCAGAAAUAUAGCGCG
Messenger RNA from Plasmodium inui San Antonio 1, 335 nucleotides. RefSeq lists its product as hypothetical. The transcript has a single exon. The annotation marks the transcript as partial. The record is from RefSeq and is a predicted model, not a curated record. Lineage: Eukaryota; Apicomplexa; Aconoidasida; Haemosporida; Plasmodiidae.